Messenger RNA from Malaclemys terrapin pileata, 3176 nucleotides. RefSeq names its product nascent polypeptide associated complex subunit alpha (gene NACA). The coding region runs from base 77 to 3058 and encodes 993 amino acids. The record is from RefSeq and is a predicted model, not a curated record. Gene Ontology annotation, biological process: protein targeting to membrane. NCBI's taxonomy places the organism in Eukaryota, Metazoa, Chordata, Testudines, Emydidae. Gene Ontology annotation, cellular component: nascent polypeptide-associated complex; cytoplasm. The transcript has 11 exons.
UCUCCCGGAAGCGCCGCCCCCUCCGCCUCAGUCUCUCUCUUUCCGCCGCCAUCUUGAAGCCGGCUCCCCGCACAAAAUGCCUGGUGAAGCGACAGAAACCGUCCCAGCCACAGAGCAGGACCUGCCACAGCCUCAGGCUGAGACAGUACCUCCUCCCCCGGCCCCCGGGGAAGCAAGCUGGCCUCUCACAGGAGUGACACUGGCAGCUGAGCAGACCAGAGCAGUUGGUUCCCAGGCUGAGGCUGUACAGGCCGAGUCUGCUCUGGAGCCGUCAGCUCCUGCUGUCCCUGCCCCUCCUGCCGGUGCUCCUGCAGCGCCCGCAGCCGCUGUUUCUGAGCCUCCUGUUCAAGUGUCAGCCCCUGCCGCUCACGCUGCCCUGCCCUCCUCUCCGAGUGCCCCCACGGGCCUGGCUGUGUCACUAGAACAGCCCCCUUCCCCAGCACUAGCUCCCCCUGCAGCCCCUGCCUCCCCACCUGUGGUCCCAGCUCUGAUGCCUCCUACCUUUUCCGCUCCCUUAAAGCUCCCAGCUGCAGCUCUUGGCAUCCCAGUGCCCAGCCCCCCUCCCGCUAUCCCCCCUGCAGCCCCAGCCGAUUCGGUCACUCCAGGCUCUCCUCCUGCGAGCCCAGCACUGGCAUCUCCCUCUGUUACCCCAAGCGCUCCCCUGGCCCCUCCUGCCCCCCUGGCAGCACCAGCCUCUCCUAGAUGCCAAGUUUUGACAGCUCCUGUUUUUCCCCUGACCCCCCUUGUUCCUCCUGUGGCUCCUGCGGCCCCCGGCCCUCUUGCGCCUCCUGCAAUCUCAGCUACGUCCCCUGUGGCUGCUGCCCCUGCCCCUCUCACUUCCCCUGGGGCCUCAGCUUCUCCGGUGGUCUGUGCUGCUGCCCCUCUGGCCCCAACCUCUUGCCCAGCUUUUCCUGUGGUUCCUGCCCCAGCCCCCUUCACUCCCUCUGAGACCCCUGCCUCUCCCCCAGCCCCUCUCCCUCCCCCAAAGACCCCAGCCGCUCCUACAGGUCCUGUCCCAGCCCCCUCCCCACACCCCGAGACCCCUGCCUCUCCCCCAACCCCUCUCCCUCCCCCAAAGACCCCAGCCGCUCCUACAGGUCCUGUCCCAGCCCCCUCCCCACACCCCGAGACCCCUGCCUCUGCCCCAACCCCCCUUCCUCCCCCAAAGAUCCCAGCCUCUCCUACAGGCCCCUCCGCGACCCCUGCCUCUCCCCCAGCCCCUCUCCCUCCCUCAAAGACCCCAGCCGCCCCUACAGGUCCUGUCCCAGCCCCCUCCACACACCCCGAGACCCCUGCCUCUCCCCCAACUUCCCUACCUCCCCCAAUGACCCCAGCCUCUCCUACAGCUCCUGCCCCAGGCCCCUCCAUGCCCCCCGAGACCGCUGCCUCUCCCUCAAUCCCCCUCCCUCCCCCAAAGAGCCCAGCCUCUCCUACAGCUCAUGUCCAAGCCCCCUCCACUCCCUCUGAGACCCCUGCCUCUCUACCAAAGCCCCCAGCCUCUCCUGUGGGUCCUGCCUCUGCCCCAGCCUUCUCCAUGCCCUCUGAGACCCCUCCCUCUCCCCCAUCCUCUCUCCCUUCUGCUAUGGCCUCAGCUUCUACUGCUUCUCCUGCCUCUGCCCCAACCCCCUCCACUUCCCCCCAAGCCCCUGCUCCUCCACCAAAGGCCCCAGCCUCCCCUGUGGGUCCUGCUCCUGCCUCAGCCCCCUGCAUUCCCCCUGUGAUCCCUGCCUCUGCCCCAACCCCUCUCCCUCCCCCAAAGGCCCCAGCCUCUAUUGCUGCUCCUGCCCCAGUCCCCUGCACUCCCCCUGUGACCCCAGCCUCUUCCCCUACGGCUCCUACCCCAGCCCCUCUCCAUCCCUUGGUGGCUCCUGUUUCUCUCAGUGUGACACCAGCUCUGGUGGCUCCUGCAUCUCCACCAGCUCCUGUCACCCCCCCUGAGGCUGCAGUUUCUCCUGUGACUCCUGUUUCUCCCCCUGUGGCCCCAGCCUCUCCCCCUUCCCCAGUUCCGGUGACCCCUGGCUCUCCCCCUGUCCAAAAGGCAGUAACUGAGGCUGCUGCCCCUGGCUGUGCUCCCGCCUCCUCUCCUGAGCUGCUCCUUGCUGCCCAGAAACCAGCUUCCUCGCCAGUUGCUUCCACUGACCUCCCUGCCACUCCCCUUACUCCAGCAAGUAGCCGAGCCCCUGCGCCUCUGCCCACUUCCCCCGCUGAAGAACUAACCCCCCACCCUGGGCUUCCUAAACCAUCCCCGCCUUCCUCCUCACCUGGUCCUGCGCCCAAAGCACCAGCUAGUCCCCCCGCCCCCGUCUGUGCUGCUACCAUCGAUGACGACGAGCUGCCGCCUCUCAUCCCUCCCGAGGGGCCUGCCGGGGAAUUGCAGCCGAUCCUGGUGGAUCUCUCCUCUCCCAGACCCGCUGUGGCCCCUGCUGAGGCCCCAGCUCCUCUUCCUCCAGCCAAGCAACCCGUGCUGAAGAAUGACAAGGGGUCCGGCACAGAAUCCGACAGUGACGAAUCGGUGCCAGAACUCGAAGAACAAGACUCUACACAGGCCACCACACAGCAGGCACAGCUUGCAGCAGCAGCUGAAAUCGAUGAAGAACCAGUUAGCAAAGCAAAACAGAGCCGGAGUGAAAAGAAAGCACGAAAGGCAAUGUCCAAACUGGGCCUUCGCCAGGUCACAGGUGUAACCCGAGUCACCAUCCGGAAAUCCAAGAACAUCCUCUUCGUCAUCACGAAGCCAGACGUGUACAAAAGCCCCGCAUCAGACACCUACAUCGUCUUCGGCGAGGCAAAGAUCGAAGAUCUGUCCCAGCAGGCGCAGCUGGCAGCUGCCGAGAAAUUCAAAGUGCAAGGAGAAGCCGUCUCAAACAUUCAGGAAAACACACAGACUCCCACCGUACAGGAGGAGAGCGAAGAGGAGGAGGUUGACGAGACCGGCGUCGAGGUGAAGGACAUCGAGCUGGUCAUGUCCCAGGCGAACGUGUCCCGGGCGAAGGCUGUCCGGGCCCUGAAGAACAACAGUAACGAUAUUGUAAAUGCUAUUAUGGAAUUGACGAUGUAGCCAUCAGAAGGGAGGAACCUUUUGGUUUUUCAGAGAAGACUAAAAUGCAGCUAAAUUUAACAUUUGUACUAUUUCUAUCGAUAAAUAAAAGUUGUGGCUUAUUGUCGGUGAAAUCUUU